UCCAGGCAGCCGGCAGCGGAUAGUGUGAUAAGUAAUCUUAAAACUCCUUUAGCUAACGUUUUGCCUUUUUGUCAUUUAGCGGAUGAAGAUUUUCAAUCAGCGCUUUUUGAACAGCAAAAUGGCGUAAUUAGAUUCGAUCAUGAUCGAAUAGAAAAUCUUAAAUUCAACCCCUUACUUUCUGAAACAAACAAGCAACUUAGCUUAUGCGUUAAUAAUGAUCCCGAUGCAAAUUUCUAUUCAUCGUUUUCAUGUGACUACUACAUCGAGGAUCAAUUUAACGAAUUAGUGAAUAGUAAGACGGAAAAGGGGUCUAUUUUACAUUUGAAUACCCGAAGUUUGUCCGGUAAUUUUGAUAAGGUAACCAAUUUACUGUCAACAUUGAAUUUAACUUUCUCAAUGAUAGGAAUUAGUGAGACUUGGCUAAAAAAUGUUUGUCAUUCUUGUGACAUUCCAGGCUACAAUUAUGUUCAUGAACCACGCAAAGGCAGAACUGGGGGAGGUGUUGGCUUGUAUCUAAAACAGGUAUUCGAGUUUAAAUGCCGCCCGGAAAUAUGCUUUUCUGAUACCUGCGCGGAAUCCUUAGUUGUUGAAAUAACUCGUCAAAAGGAAAGAAACAUUAUUGUUGGCGUUGUCUAUAGACCCCCAGAAAAAGACGUACAAGAAUUUUGUGAUGAACUAGAUCAAAUUCUUUUAGUCAUCUCUAAAAAUAACAAGUUGUGUAUAUUAAUGGCCGAUUGGAAUUUGGACCUAAUGAAGCAUGAUACCCAUCGUUUAACUGCUGAAUUUUUGGACAUAAUGUAUUCUAAAAUGUUUUUUCCUUUGAUAACGCGCCCAACAAGAAUAACUUCUCAUACCGCUACACUUCUUGACAAUAUCUUUAUUAACGACCACGAUAGUUUCAGUAAAAGCGGGGUAUUGUUUUCGGAUGUAUCUGAUCACUUACCAGUUUUUACUUUACUUUCAGAAAAUAUUAAUGUUGUUGAUCACAAACAAUGGACAUUUUAUAGAGAAAAAUCCGCCACCAGCAAGGCGAAAUUUAGAUCUGAACUAGAAAUGCACAGUUGGGAUCAUAUCCCUGAUGAUGAUCCUUGUAGUGCAAUUUCUUAGAUACGUUUACGACGAUUUAUAGAAAAUAUUUGCUUGCGAAUAGACUUUUUAUGCUUUCCCACGGGUUAUUCAAAUUAAUGCUAUAAUAUUAUAAUCGGAACCCUGUGCAGUAUAAUUCAUUGAUGGGGACCCUGUGUUAUUGUUAUAUAACAACUGUCCACACGUGACUCCUGUUGGGGAUGCAUUGCAUUGACCCCUAUCCAUUAGCACUAGGCUAGGGAAACACUCGUGCACGGUGUCAUUUGCUGCCAGUCGCCGAAGGAUCCGCUAAAGUUUUUCGAUAGAUUUGUACUAUUUCCCUAUAGAAGUAGACCAUGCCUAGGAAACGCCGACCACCACCACCUCCAAUUCAGCCAGCUAAAAGGCCUAGAUCUGCUCGGCUGCAAGCAAGGAGAACCGGGUCAAUGGUCGACCCUCCACCAGCCGUUAACAACACGGAGGAAAUUGUCGCACCACCAUCAGCCGUAACACGCAACCUUGUCACCAGACACGUUGGAGAUGAUCAUUUCAACGGUCACAACCAGGGUCACGGAUGCCCUUAUACCUCUCCUCCCACAGCGGGUUCCUGCUGAAGAAGCUAACACACCAGUGGAGGUUCCACCCCAAACGCGCACCGAUGCAUUGGUGGAGUCAGCCAUCGCCAACGUUCGGGGCCAGCUCUCAGAUGUGUUCUCUUCCCCUAUGUGGUCCGGUCUAAACAAUUUUGUUGGAUCAGCUGAUACUUGCCGGAAGUAGUAUGAGAAAGAGAAGCAACCUCUACAAGUGCUAUAUUUUCUACUGCUUUUCGUUGAUGGAAAACAUGGCGUUCCUCUCAUCAGCUUCAGCCUAUGGCUGCUUUGCAUUAUAAGGUGGCGCUUUAUCUUCAGAGGCUGUUGCUAUACGCAAAUGCACCUGCCCCUGAAGAAGCAGCACUACAUGGCAUAGCUUGAGCUCAUCAGAUAGCUGCUUAUCCCUCGCCUACAGAACAUCCCCUUGUCAAACAAGUUAUGGCAGGUGCUAAGCGUAUCCUGGCGCGUCCAAAGGUGAAAAAGGCGCCAAUUACUGUAGCUCCGUUAGGACAGUUAGUUAAAGAUAAGGCCGGUCCUUUUGCUUCGUUGUACGAUUUAAGAUCAGCUUCGUUAUGUUUGUUAGCUUUUGCCGCGUUUUGAGAUGGAUGAAUAAGCAAAUCUCACUUUGCUAGAAGCACACAAUUUCCCUCUCUAAGUUGAUCGUUUUUAGCAGAUUUAAUAGAAGUCUCCAAAUAAUCUUCCCGAAAAGUUAAAUCUGACAGCUUCACAGAAGCCAACUUGUCCAGUGUCUAUGAUUUCUAGGUAUUUAAAAGAAGCAAAGUUGAAUUCUGAGUAUUUUAUGUGUCAAAUUUCUAAAUGUUUGUCAUGCUAUAAGCCUAGAGCAGGAAAAAAGAAAUUGGGUUAUACUAGGCUCAAAGAGCGAGCUAGUACUUGAAACGUUUUCAGGCAUUAUUCCGAAUACAAAAGAAAUCGGCACCCAUAGCCUUAAAAGUGGCGGUGGAACAGCAGCAGCAGGCGUCGCAAAUAGAUUAUUUCAAAGACAUGGCCGAUGGAAAAGUACUAGUGCAAAAGUUGGUUAUAUUAAGAGUAGUAAGGGGUGUGAGUAUAGGGGAUGGCAGGAAUGCGUAGAAUGUGGUAUAUUUGCUAGCUUAAAGGAUUUCCGGUGUCAAGUAUCGGUAUGUGUGGGCUGGGACCUAGGGGAGGAAAGGAAUGCAUGCGUAUCAAGUAUCGGUAUAUGAGAUGCCCUGGUGCCUAGGGGAGGAAAGGAAUGCAUUUCUUGUUACGCUAAGGGUUCGGUUAAAAGAGCCGCGUUGACGUAGUGCUGUGUGUUUAUUGUCCAGGGGGUAGUAUAAGGUCAUAGCGGCAUCGUUGUAUGAUGGGUUGACAGGAAUAAAAAGGUGCUUUUUUACUAGUUAAUGGUGUUGUCAUCUCUGUAAUACGGUUGGAUGGUUUAGCUAAUAAAAUAGCCAUGCCAAGGGUUGGUGCUCCCAGUUAUUGUCCCAGUGCAGCGGUUGUAGUGGUAAUGUACAGGCAUUUAAUUGUGAGUUUACUGAGUGGUGGCGGUCUCGGUCUUUGUUUCGGUCUACGUGUACCGGGUGCCUAUGUAAUUUGGCGGUCCUUUGUAGUACCCCUUCGCGCGUUUCUCCGUGAUGGGCACAGUAAAGAGGCUGAACGGACCGCAGGAGGUCAUUGCCAAGAGUAGUGAAAGUAUGGUUAACUGUGCUGUCAUAUUUAAGUAAUAUGGUUGGAUGGUGCAUAGGUUAUUAGCUUUUUAUUCCGUUUAAAAAAAGGGGGGGCUGUUUUAGGUUUUAUUUCCUGUUCUUUUUACAUCAGAGGAGGUACGAGUAAUAUCCCAUGAUGCACAACGAUCUCCCAUGACGCUUUGCGAAUUUGAAACAUAUUGCCGAUGCGUUCUACAUCCGAAAGGGGACGAUGUCCUGUCUCCGGACCAUCAGAAGAAACUCUGCGACUGCCUUAAUAGAUACAUCGCUCAUCUAUAUCUUUUGUGUUGGUAAAGCCGAGUUCCCUGUGGCUGUAGCGGGAGUUGAGUGGUUUCAGCUUGUUUUUCACCAAAUUCACGUAAGUUUUAUCGAGAAAAUCAGAGAUCGCAGAAACGCGCUGAUCCCCGCUACCGCGAAUGUCCCCUCUGAGUUUUGAGCAACAAAGAAGCCCUGCCUCGUAUAAAUUCAGCAUCUGAUCUUAAGGUAAGGGCGAUAACAUUGGUCGAAUUUGAAUGUCUAGGAGUUUGUAGUUGAGUCAAAAUUAAGCUAGAGUAAAGAGUUUUCACACAUUUGUUUUGUUUUGUAGUUUGAUGACGAAGACGGUCGCUCUUGUGUUGCGACUAUAAUUUGGGACUUUGAAAUACUGCCUUCCCCAUCACCUUCAGUUGUGACUCCUGAAAAAUGCACUGAAGACGCCACUGCCCACCUUUUAACGCCACUGGACCUGACUGAUGUGCUACAAUGCAAUUGCCUCUCGCCUACACCUUCUUGCUUGUGCAGCUUCGACGAAGCACCCCCCGGAUCUGGAUCUCCUCUACAGCCCGCUGAAAGCUUGCACAAUCUAUUAAUCGAAGACGACGAUCUAGAUGAUCUCAUGUUGUCCUAGAGCGAUCCCUCGUCAUCGGAGUCCGCCUCCUUCCCUUCCAACUCUAGCGCAACUCCACAAACUGUCGCUGCGCCUUCGACCGCCAUGCUCUUCUCAGAACAGUUUAAAGUGAAAGGAUCUAUGUGGGAGGACCGAUACCAAAAGGCCCUUGAAAUUGCUGCUAAAAAGCAGACUAAAAAGUGUGACAUUGAACUGAUAAUUGUACCUGAGCCGACGAAUAUACGUGACAAGAAUGCUAUCAGUUUUGCCGUGGUUGACAGCGGAUGUGAGAGAGUUAUUGGGUAUUGUCCUUUGGAAAAACUGCCCAAGCUUACCAGGGCCUUGAGAGAAGAAACAAAACCGGCAAUGAAGUGGACAAAUGCCCACGACACACUACUUGAUAGAGAAAUUCUGACAAACGAACCAUGGAUUUGCAGAAAUGGAUCCCAAGAAAGGGGUGAGAUUUGGAGCACAAUAGCCACCAUAUUAAACCCUAUAGAAGAACCAGUCUUUAAAGUAAGUCAGCGAUCUGUUAGGGAUCGCUACUUUUACACGCUAGAGAAAAACUACAAAGACAAGGUGAAGGCAGAGGCACGAGCCAGUGGAAUUUGUCCCAGCGAAAAAACAGACGUUGAUCAAGGUGUUCAAAAUAUCAUGGAGCUUUUCGAACAUGACAGCGAGAAUCAGACAAGAUCGGAGCAGAAAAAGCACACUGACGAGGACAAGGCUAAAGCCGAAGAAAUGCAAAAACAGUCGCUUGAAACCUUCAAAGAAAGUAGGAAAAGGGAAAACAACGAUGAGCCCAAACACAAAAAAAGAAAAGCGACUGGCUCAGAUAAGAUGAUGUAUUUGAAAGAAAGGGGAGAAAUCAAGGACAGAAAUAGGGCGGAGGAACUGAAGCUGAGAAAAGCUGAAAUCACAGAACAAGCUGAUGCGCGUAAAGCAGAGCUUGAAAUCAAGAGGCAGGAACUACAAGACAGAAAACAUAAACAGCCUAUGCAACAACAACAAAUGCAACAACAGCAAGCAGCCCUGAUGAUGACGCUAAUGGAAAAAGUACUAAAAAACAAGAAGCCCUAUAGUAUGAUUGUUUACUGCUUUUAUUAACAGGUACGGGGGGAUUUAAACAGCACAACCAUUUUAGGGUACUAAUCAAUACAAAAUGUCCUGUUGAGGGACUGUUCAUUUGAUAUCAGAAGAAGAAACAUUAAUUCGACCCACACCUAAUCCCACUCAAACAGCAAUUAUGUUUUAGAUACUCUCUCUCUCCUCCCCACUGUUGUUGUUUACUAGUAGAGUUUCAGUCAUGAUAGAAAUGUAUCCCUGAACAUGAAAGUGAGAGAAAGAUGAUUUCUCUACUGGUGAGCUUCCUCUUUUCCAACCAUAACUGAAUUAGGGAAAAAAUAGUAUCAUGAAAAAAUAGCGGACCCCCACUUUAGUGUCCUGUAUUUAUUGUGAACUUCCCCUAAUUCUUGCCAGCCCAUCCCUUACAGGAAGUAUAUAGGGGAAGUUUUCCUGUACUGCAAAAUUUAGAAUUCAAAAUGUGAGCAAAAACGUAUCAAAUGAUUUCCUUUUAAUCACCUUUUCAAUUGUGUAUUGCUUAUUAUUCCUUGAAAAAUAAUUUUAUUCAAACCUGAUUUGGUUCGGAUAAAAAAGCUUUGCAUAACAAAAUAUUAUUCGCUCAAUUUUGAAUACUAAUUAGUCUCUCGGACCUCUAUACCUUUUAUACCGGCAACUUGUGUUUAUUAAUAACAAUAUUGGUGUACAGGGGGAACUCAACACAAGUUUGGGUAUAGGGAUGCUGCUGAGGGUUUCAUUCCUGUUUAUGAUAACACCCUUAAAUUUUAGGACCCUGUUCAGGACAAUAUCCUUAAUGUUGCAAUGUGUUUUGUCCUAAAAAAAAAACCUCGAGUGUAACCGCCCUGAGUAAGGACGGAAAGAAAUGUCCGAAACGUUGGAAUAUCUUUUGACUCUGUUUGUCCUAUUCAUUUUAUUUAGUCCUAAACAAGACAAAACGCAUUGCAACAAGUCAACAUUUCUGCUGGAAUUCACUCAUGUUGUCACAACUAAAGUGAGGGGUUUUCGUGUGAAAGUAAGUUCAGCUAUCUUUUCCCUGUCUAGGACAGAACAGAAAGGCCAAAAAUAUUAAUCCCCUGUUCAGGUAAAAAACCAAACCCUGACCAGCAGCACAUCCCCAUAUAGCCCAUAUAAGGGAGUGUCCCCCCACUCCAGGAUUGGAAUAGUUUUAUUGGUAUAUACAUUAUUAUUGCUCCUGAGUCAAAACACAUCAAGAUGUCCAACCUCCAACAAUUUUCAAUUGUUGGAGGUUGGACAUCAAAGUACUCUGUUGUGUUGUUACCAUAGAGACACGCUUGGGAAUUGUGAAGUAGAUCACAUGUAUUGUACAUUUUGCCAACAACACUAAGACACACCUUCAAAUUCUUUUGGAAUUCAAUGAAUUUAAAAUUGAUUAUAUCUCCAAAGAUCCACUCGACAGAUACCCUUACUUCAUCUCAUAAAUUAGCAUGGCGGACACAAGAAUUUUUUCCGCUCUCCACGAAAACGGAAAUUUUAGUUAUCAUUCACUUCGGAAAGCAAAAUUAGUCUCAGAUAUCUGUAAGGAAACUUUUAGUACUUCGUUUCAAGAGGCUAUUCGCGAUUUCAGAGACUCCCUACAGCCAUUGGCACUGAAUUCCGCACCAUUGAUAUCUGACAACUCUUCUGAUGAAAGGGAUGAAGCACUUCAUAGCGAUAUACAAGAACCGCUACUGAAUGGGAAGAAUCUCGAGUCGAAUACAAUUACUUCAUUGAAAGAAGAACUUACUAGGCGAGCUCUCUCUACAGCAGGAAAAAAAAAUGAUCUGGUCAGCCGUUUGAGAAAGGCAAUGGCGUCGGUCGCGAAGGACUGCUUCGCCGGUAACGAAGGAGUCAGUUGGAUAGAUCUGCUGAGAAUAAGCCUGAACCUCAGAGGCAAGUUUGUCAUUGCCAUCAGCUUUUCCUUGAGCUCAAGAAGGAUAUCGAUCAACUGAGGGGCAAACAGUGUUCUGAAGAUUUCAGGAAUCAAAAUAAUACUCUUCGUCUACAAGUGUUAGCUUUGGAAGAGGAAUGUCAAAAAAUUUCUGAAGAGAGAGGUUCAUUAAAGCUUGCGCUGCAAAUAAUGUUUAAAGAAUUAUAUUCCUGCACCAAGUCAAGUAGUCCUGCUUCUACACUGAAUGGGGCAGUUGAACUGGGCAGCGAGCAACUCCAACCUAAAUCUACAGCAGCGUCUUCAGACGCUCAAACAAAGGGGAAAAAGAAAAA
Messenger RNA from Nematostella vectensis (starlet sea anemone), 7502 nucleotides. RefSeq lists its product as uncharacterized. Gene Ontology annotation, biological process: retrotransposition. Gene Ontology annotation, cellular component: ribonucleoprotein complex. The coding region runs from base 4308 to 5309 and encodes 333 amino acids. NCBI's taxonomy places the organism in Eukaryota, Metazoa, Cnidaria, Anthozoa, Actiniaria, Edwardsiidae. The record is from RefSeq and is a predicted model, not a curated record. Gene Ontology annotation, molecular function: single-stranded RNA binding. The transcript has 4 exons.